AUGGGCCACGAAGAGGAACUAACACCGGAGCAAGUAGACGUGGGUGUGUCCCCACUCAGGGGCUCGCUCAGGCGCACCUGGACCGACUUCUGCGCCACCAGCAGUAUCCACGGAUUGCGGUACACCCGCGACGAGGACACCAACCGGAUUGUGCACUUUGUCUGGCUGCUCAUCUCCCUGGUGAUGUUCAGCUGUGCCGUGGCCAUGGCCCACACCUUCUACGUGGACUUCCGCAGCAAUCCGACCCGGAUGAAUGUGGAGAGCGACUACACGCCAGUGAGCAGCCUCUACUUUCCCCCGGUCACCAUUUGUCCGGAGGUGCUCUUCAAUAUGCAAAAGUCCAAGCAAUUUCUGGCGACACUGCGACUGCCUCAGGGAGCUGAUGUGGCUGGCAUCCUGCGACAGCUCCACAUCUUCUACGGCUUUAUGCUGGACGAUGAACGCUUUGCCGAUCAGGACAUCGAGCAAAUGGAGGCUGUUCUGUCGCUGAACAAUCUGAGCCUCGAGCAGUUGGUCGACCACUUGCGCUGGGAUUGCCGGGAGAUUCUGUAUCGCUGUCGGUACCAUGGCAAGAUUGUGGACUGCUCAGAUCUCUUUCAGCUCUCCAAGACCUUCUUCGGCAACUGCUGCUCCUUCAAUCUGCGCCAACAAGGACUAAACUUCACCGGUCAAAGGGCCGUUGGAGGCCUGGGCUCUGGCCUGUCGGUGAUCCUACGGUACCAGGACGCCAACUACGAUCCUUUGCAAUCCUAUUCGUAUGGCGUGAAGCUGCUCAUCCAGGAAACCAAUGCCUUUCCCAGUGCUCAUGCUGUUGCCAAGUUCGUAGCCUUCAACACGGAGGUUUUCGCGGCUCUGCGCCCUGAGGAGACCUUCUGCUCGGCGGCUGUCAAGGCUCUGGCCAUCGAGGAGCGAAACUGUGUGUUCGGAAACGAGUUCCAUCUGCGCUACUUCCCCGACUACGUCUACCCCAACUGUGAGCUCAACUGCCGGGUGACCAACAUGGUCAAGUUCUGCGGCUGUCACACGUACUUCUUCGACUUCAAUCGCACCAGCGAUCGGAUAUGCUCGUUCAGGGAUAUACCCUGUUUGGUGGACAACUUUGCUAGCAUCAUCACGCGAGAGAGAAGCACCCAAUGCUAUUGUCCCCUGACCUGCGAGCACUUUGAUUACGACGUUCAGAUAUCCAAUUUUCCGCUGCAUCCCGACAUGCCAGUGGUGGAUCCCUUUUACUCGGGUAUAGCCGAGAACGAUGGCAUUUUGCAUGUCUUUAUCAACUCAAUUAGCUAUCGGCGCAUUCGUCAGGACUUGCUCUCCAAUAUGGUGACUUUGGUUUCUAACCUGGGCAGCGCCUUCAGCCUGUUUGUGGGCAUGAGCAUGCUCUCCGUGGUGGAGAUUCUCUAUUACUUCUCGGUUAUCCUCCGUAAGAACUAUGUGCAGGAGUGUCGAGCACGCAGAAAGAUGUUGCAGCGGGGGACAAAGUGCGCCCUUCCCAAAACAAGUUACGCACACAAAACUCCAAAGAAAUCUGUAUUCAUAAUUCACAAAUAG
This is a messenger RNA of Drosophila obscura, 1548 nucleotides long. It is a transcript of the gene Nach, whose product is annotated as sodium channel protein Nach. The transcript is spliced from 6 exons. Lineage: Eukaryota; Metazoa; Arthropoda; Insecta; Diptera; Drosophilidae. Gene Ontology annotation, cellular component: membrane. The record is from RefSeq and is a predicted model, not a curated record. Gene Ontology annotation, biological process: sodium ion transmembrane transport. Gene Ontology annotation, molecular function: ligand-gated sodium channel activity. The coding region runs from base 1 to 1548 and encodes 515 amino acids.